AUGGUAGAUAAACCCAAAAUUGUAUGGGAGGAGACAGAAUUCAGCGAAUGUGAUAUAGUUACGGACGAAAACAUGCACAACACCUCAAAAAGACAUCAGACAGUGAACUCAUUAGAUGAAAUCUCAGAUAUUACGAUUCUAGACGAUUUUGAAGGAGUUGAGCUCAAUUCAUCAUGUUUUGAGAGCAAAGAAGAAGACAAAGACACGUUUGACAGUGUAAUUGAUAAUUUCAAUGCGUCAGAACCGAGUGCAUUAUACUUUUCAUCGAUGGAAGGCUGCAACUUGUUCACAUCCCAAAUUGACCCAGCCAAAUUAGAACAUGAACUCAACUCAAAUAACAAACUGGCCAAUUCAAACAUAUCUAGGGGUUCAUUUGUUAUUUCAAGGAUCAGAAGAGUAGCAAAUGAUGUGGUGCUUGAAGGAGAUGGCUCAAAAGUGCACGUAUCAGGUAACUGGAACAUUAUUGACUAUGAAAUUGGAAUGAAGGUGACUAUUCUUCAUUGUGGCUGUUGCAGCCAUAAACAGCCUCUUUAUAGAGUGGAUAACAACCAGAACCUGCUAUUUGUUGAGGAUGACGUCCUUACGAUCUCCAAUUUCAUUAGUUCAUUUGAGUGCAUAAACAGACCAAAAACCAAAGUGAAAGUACACGAAUUUGAAUUUGAAUACCAACAUAGCAUGAUAGUGAUUGGAUUAUCAAUACACGAGGCCAUUCAAAGAAUGUUGGUUGAGAAACGAGUAGAUACCAAGUUCAUCAAUGAAGUUCUAAAUUCUUUUUGUAGGGAGAAUGCGAUACGUCUCUACAGAUGCAACAUCACAGAGACACAGUUGAAGAACGAGGCCAUGAAGCAGAUUCAGAAUUCAAUUGGAUUUGUGAACAAGAUUGGAUCAUGUGAUAAGAUUGAACAUUGGCUCUUUUCUAACCUGUUUGGGCUCAGAGGCAAUAUCGACUUCUUCAAUAGCAAAUAUGUGGUAGAAUUGAAGACUGGAAAAUACACUCACGUAUCCCAUAGGGCACAAGUGAUAUUCUAUACACUGAUGCUUGCUCAUGAAGAGAAUAAAGAACAGAAAGAGAAGCAUCCACUCAAAACAACCAGAAUUCCAAUGAUCUUCUACACUCAACUCUAUCAAACACCAGUUAUACAGCUCAUUCAUGCUGAAGUAAGGGAAUUGGUAAUCAGAAGAAACAGAGUUGCCACAACCAAGGGAAUCAUAGCAUGCACCUGUAAUGAAACAGAGACAUGCGCACUGUACAAUAGCAUAAUGAGGCUGGAUAAGAGCCACUGGCUCAGAAUGACACUUGAAGAAUUGGAAAAAGAGAGCAGUAACCUGAAUCUGAUCAAAAUAAGCGAAAAGAAGGCACUCAAUUCCACCAUAUCAUUCAAGUGCAGUGAUGGAAUCAAAAACAGCCUGAAAAAGAAGGAUCCAAUUGCAUUCUACACAAAAAGACUCAAAUUCAUUUGCAAGGGCAGUGUAAGCUUAUUCAAUGAGAACGAAUUGGUUUGUGACGUACAAACUAAGAUUGACUUUAGUGAUGCAUACUACUUCACAUAUGAAGUAGACGACUUAUUCUACAGGUUCUGCAAGUACUCGUUGCUGAAUAUUGCAUACUUCAGCUAUUUUGGUACAAAACAGCAGGAAUGUGCCAACAGAUUCAGAAUGCCUGGCCAGGAAGAAGACGAAUUAUUUGAUGAAGAAAAUAAAAGAAGGCGAAUUCAAAACACGGUGCUUUCUCAGACACCACAAAUGAAUCCAAUUUGCACAAGUGAAUUCACACUCAAAGCAGUGAAUCAAACGAUGACUAUUCCGCCCAAAACAGCCAAAUCGACGACAAUUCCAAUCCCAGACAUGUUCAAGGCGGAAUUCUUUCGUCUCAACAAGUAUCAACAACAUGCAUUAAUCAAUGCAUUGAACUGUACUGAUUUCUCACUGAUACACGGGAUGCCUGGGACUGGCAAAUCCACUCUGAUUGCUCUACUGAUCAAAAUACUCGUCUUCUACAACAAGAAGGUGCUUCUUGUCUGCUACACACAUCUGGCAAUCAACAACCUGCUUGGAAAGUUGAAUGACGUUCGCUGGUUCAAGGCCAAUGGCUCCUCUGCCCUUGAUAAGAUGACUGUUGCUGGAAUCAGAGCACAUUUCGACUCAUUUGAGGUCAUAGCUGGCACCUGCUACUCUCUUGGAGACGCAGUCUUCGUUAAUAGGCGAUUUGACUUCUGUAUCACGGAUGAGGGAUCUCAAAUCAGUCUACUACUCAAUUUGAUACCAAUAUCACGCUCUGAUCGAUUUGUGAUUGUUGGAGAUCACCUCCAAAUCAGCCCAAUCAAAGGAAACCGCCUGAGUCUCUUUGAACAUCUCCACUACCAAUAUGGAUCAGAUGAGUUACGAACUCAAUACAGAAUGGGAGAGGAAAUAAUGAAAAUAAGCAAUCAAUUAUUCUACCAGAAUAGAAUGGUAGCAGGGUGCAACCACAACAGCAGUGUCAAAUUCAUAGACACGGCCACAAGAAGCAUUGAGGAGACACUGCUUGGUCUCGAUGACGGUGAUACCACUGUCCUAUGCUACUUCAAUUGCAUCGUAGACCAAAUCAGUCGCAUUCUGAAGAAUAGGCGCAUUCCAGUCUACACCAUUGACAGAUUCCAGGGAUCAGAGAGUGAUAGAAUUGUGAUCAUUUUUGAUCCAAUUCUGAUGAAUGCCUGUCAGCUCUGUCCCAGACGCCUGAAUGUUGCCCUGACUCGUGCUAGAAGCAGACUGAUUCUGGUUGGAAACAGGGCUGAAAUGGAGAAGACAGUGCUGUUCAGAGAGCUGCUUGAGUUGGUUGUGAAGUAG
This is a messenger RNA of Enterospora canceri, 2826 nucleotides long. The record is from the annotation of a GenBank genome assembly. NCBI's taxonomy places the organism in Eukaryota, Fungi, Microsporidia, Enterocytozoonidae.